AUGAAGAUCCUAUCAGACAACCUGUCCUCCAUCACCACUMCCCCAACGAACAAGCCAAUCUUCAUCCCUACUGAAAUCAUCCUCCAAAUCGUCUCGCGCCUCGACCGCAGUCUGCGCGGCCACGAGCGCCAACAAACCCUCUACAACAUCUGCCUAGUAUCACAUCAGUGGUACUCAGCCGCUCUAUCUUUUCUGUACUCGAGGCCCAGGUUAGAAAAGGGAAAUGCAUAUCGCAAGUUUACGGACGUGCUAUGUCCGCCUGCGGGUAUGCCGAAGACGAGUUCGAUGAGUAAGGAUCUGGGAGUGUUUGUGCGCAAGUUGGACUUGAGUCGCUUGGUGCAUCAUAGUUCGAAUAGUAUGACGGCGAGGCUGAUCGGGAGGGUAAGGGAGAAUUUGGAGGUUUUUAUUGCGCCGGCCGCGGGGUUUUCGGUAAACUGUCUCUCCCCACUGUCCAAAUGUUCCAAACUGCGCUACCUCGAUCUCUCCCUCAUCCACGAACCUUUAUCCCUGAAAAGCAUACUCAAAUCAAUACGCUCUAUGAAACACCUCAUCACUUUCCGUUCCCCGCUCUCCAUGCGCAUCAACACCGACGAGCAGUCAUCAUCAACAAAAUGGCCCUCGAGCCUCAAAUCCUUGCAGUUCAGCGGCACAAUCGAAACGGCCAUGGAGACAUUUCACUGGCCCUCAAACAUGACCCAACUCUGCCUCAAAAAUUGCCAAAACCUGUCUCUCGAAAAUAUGACAAACCUCGUCAGCAAUCCGCAGCUAGAUGCCAGACUCAAACGCCUCACUAUAUCAACGUACAACCGCGGCCUACAGCCGGAAUGUGUACGUCUAAUACCAGCGUUUUUGCCAAAUCUGCUCUUUCUGAGCGUUCCUGGUGAUCUGGUGCAGGAUACAUUCUUCUCUAUGCUCGACUACCAGCGUCAUGAACUUGCACUCGAGGUCCUGGAGCUGGGGCAUACGCAUACAGGUGAAAGGCUUCAGUUCCACAUGCAAUCGCUUAUCGAUUUGCUGGAUUCGAGACUACCGUAUCUCAGGGCUGUGGGGUUUCAUACUAUGUACGGCGAAUAUCCGGAUCUAGAUGAUGCGCUUCUCGAGCGUGCUGAAGCACUAGGGGAGGAAAUGCGGGUUUCGGAGGAGACGGAUGAGUUUGACGUUGGGACUUAUUACUUUGAUUGA
This is a messenger RNA of Talaromyces amestolkiae, 1182 nucleotides long. RefSeq lists its product as uncharacterized. Gene Ontology annotation, molecular function: protein binding. The transcript is spliced from 2 exons. Lineage: Eukaryota; Fungi; Ascomycota; Eurotiomycetes; Eurotiales; Trichocomaceae. The record is from RefSeq and is a predicted model, not a curated record. The coding region runs from base 1 to 1182 and encodes 393 amino acids.